AUGGCUGGUGCCCGCAAAGGUAUGCGCGUACUGCGCACCGUCAGCGGCAGACAAUGGAGCCAACAGGCUGCCACGCCGUGUGCUCGCCGCUUCGCUUCGUCUCCAGCGAGCCCCUGGGCAGCCAUUGAAGAGUCGACGUCGUUUUCUACGCCAGGCCCCGACGAAAACGCUGCCAAGUCCUUCCAAGAGGCCAGAGCCAACACCGCGAGAGAUAAGCAGCUACCUGGUGGUCGUUACCAAUACCACCCUCCCAAGUACAACCGAGGACCCCUCCAUCCUAUCCAGUCGCCGCCCUCUUCCGACCCGACAGCACGCGACUUUGUGCCCGGACCGUUCAACCUGCCGCGGCUCAAGCACACAUAUGACAGCACCAUUGCGCCGGACUUGAUGACGCUCACGUACACGCACAAGCCGCGCGGGUACGAGGCGCCCGAGUCGAGCAAGGGCGAACUCCGCGAGUGGGACGGCUCGUCGCCUUAUCAUAAGAACCGACCGCGCCGCGGCCCUCGCGGCGGGCAGUCGGGCCGGCUGGGCCUCGUCGAGCGCGAGAUAAGUUGGCACAGCCUGCCCGAGAUCGCGGCUGUCACGGUCAACUCGUACGCGCCUGCAGCCGCCGAUAACAAGGAAUAUCUCGACGUGGCGCGCGCCGUCGUGCAGGCCAUCACCGGCGAGUUCCCCGAGACGACGCGCACUCGGUCCAACGUCAUCCACUGGGGCGUUCGCAAGGGCCAAAAGACGGGCGCCAAGGCCACGCUCCGCGGCGGUGCCGCGUACGAGUUCGUGGAUAAGCUGGUGACGCUUGUGCUGCCCAAGAUCAAGGACUGGCCGGGCGUCAAGGGCAGUUCUGGUGACCGCGCGGGCAACCUGGCCCUGGGCCUGGCCCCCGAGUACAUGUCUUUCUUUCCCGAGCUCGAGUAUAAUUUCGAUAUGUACCCGACCGGCUUGAUGCCUGGCUGCGACAUCAUCAUCCAUACGACCGGUACCUCGGACAGGCACGGACGUCUGUUGCUGGAAGCUCUGGGAUUCCCAUUCUACGGCAAGGUUACGUACUAA
This is a messenger RNA of Beauveria bassiana ARSEF 2860, 1053 nucleotides long. RefSeq names its product ribosomal L5P family protein. Gene Ontology annotation, cellular component: cytosolic large ribosomal subunit; ribosome. Bases 1 to 1053 code for a protein of 350 amino acids. Gene Ontology annotation, molecular function: RNA binding; structural constituent of ribosome. The record is from RefSeq and is a predicted model, not a curated record. NCBI's taxonomy places the organism in Eukaryota, Fungi, Ascomycota, Sordariomycetes, Hypocreales, Cordycipitaceae. Gene Ontology annotation, biological process: translation. The transcript is spliced from 3 exons.